Molecule: messenger RNA, 2096 nt
Organism: Cotesia glomerata
Lineage: Eukaryota; Metazoa; Arthropoda; Insecta; Hymenoptera; Braconidae
Gene: Mgat4a
Product: alpha-1,3-mannosyl-glycoprotein 4-beta-N-acetylglucosaminyltransferase B
Exons: 8
Coding region: 478-2085 (535 amino acids)
Biological process (GO): protein N-linked glycosylation
Cellular component (GO): endoplasmic reticulum; Golgi stack; endoplasmic reticulum-Golgi intermediate compartment
Molecular function (GO): acetylglucosaminyltransferase activity
Source: RefSeq, a predicted model, not a curated record
AGAGGCAGCACUCGCGCGCGAGAAAGAAACCAAUAGCCAUAACCUAUUAUAUAGUGUCCUUUUUUACGUGAUACACCUCCUUAAUGUUGUAAAAAAAUAACAAAUAAUUAUUUCUACUUAAAGGGAAAUAAUUAAUAUUUCUACUCGUCAACAUAUCAACAGAUUUUUUAUGUGUUUAAAUUUUAACCGUUCUAAAAAAUAUUUAUAUUAGAAAAAAAUUGAGUCAAUGAAAAUCUUUUCAUACUGUAUUUAUAUCAUUACGUUAAGAUAUUAUAGUCAAACAUUUUACUUUUAAUAUCCCUUCCAGUUAUUAUUGUGUUUAUUUCUUUUCCUGAGAAAUAUUACACAAUUAAGCAGAUAUGUAUCAUGCCAAUCGGAUUUAUUACGUUCAAGCCUUAUUCAAAAACUUGAAUUGAAAAACUUGAUACUGAAAUAUCAUUUCAAGUUUUAACAACAGUGAAAAAUGUGAAAGAGGAGAUGACAGCUCGAGUUAACAACGGAGUACCAUUCAGAAAACGAUUUAUUGUUGUAUUAAUGAUUAUACUGACUUCAUACAUAAUUUUAAAUAUUAUUUCAUUUCCUGAUAUUACGAAAGAAAUCGUUUUACAGAAUGAAAUAGCUGAACUACAAGUUAAAUUAGAAACUUUACAAAAUAAACACGUAUCAACACAAGAGGAAAUCAAUUCAUUGACUCAUCACUUACUUUCACUCAGUAAGAAUGCCCAGACUUUGCCAAAUUUUCGAUUUCUCUUCAAUAAUAAAACUUUAAAUACGACAGCGGUAAAACUACCAUCAGUUCAUAAUUUUUUACCUCAUUUUCUGAAUGAUCCAAAUAGUCUAAAGCCAGCUUUUCUCCAAAGCAAAGGAAGAUCAGGGAUAAAUAUGAUUCUUGGAAUUCCCACUGUAAAAAGAGAUGUUCAAAAUUACUUGUUAGCGACGUUAAAAAAUUUAGUCGAAUGUAUGGACUCUAAUGAAGCAUCAGACACAUUGAUAAUUGUACUUAUAGCUGAAACAGACAUUGACUACGUGUCUUAUGUGGCUCAACAAAUCGGGAGUCAAUUCCCAGAAGAAUUGAAUAGUGGACUUAUUGAAAUAAUAUCACCAUCUCCUUCAUAUUAUCCUGACUUUUCUGAAGUAAAAGAUACUCUUGGUGAUACACAUCAACGAGUGGUUUGGAGAUCGAAACAAAAUCUAGAUUUUGCUUUUUUAAUGUCAUACGCCUACACAAAAGGAACUUUUUACAUCCAGUUAGAAGAUGAUAUACUAGCGAAAAAAAACUUUAUUACAAUAAUGAAAUCAUAUGCAUUGAAAAAAAUUAAUCUCAAAGAAAAUUGGUUUAUUCUUGAUUUUUGUCAAUUAGGGUUUAUCGGUAAACUUUUCAAAUGUGUGGAUUUACCCUGGCUGAUUCAAUUUUUCCUCAUGUUUUACAGUGACAAGCCUGUAGAUUGGUUAUUAGACCAUUUGAUAUCUACAAAAAUCUGUAGCUUAGAUAGAGACAGCAAAAAUUGUAAAAUAGCCAAAGCAGAAUUAUGGUUACAUUAUAAGCCUUCCUUGUUUCAACACAUAGGAAUCCACUCUUCUCUAAAAGGGAAAAUGCAAAAACUGAAGGAUAAACAGUUUGGUAAAAUUACACUUUUUUACACACAUAAUAAUCCUAGGGCAAUCGUUGAAUCAGAGAUCAAAGUCUACAAGCAAUACACGUUAGAUAAAGCAUACCGAGGUGAAUCAUUUUUUUGGGGUCUCUUGCCUCAAAUAGGAGAUCACAUAAAAUUUAAAUUUUCACGUCCUAUAUUCAUAAAAAAAUAUCUAUUCAGAAGUGGAAAUGCAGAACAUCCUUUGGAUAGAUUUUAUAACACAACAGUAGAAGUCUUACCAGACCUACCAAGUAUGCAUGAGAAAUACAACUACACUAUUACUAAAGACGGUUAUAUUUCAAUAGGUGAGUUUGAUAUUGAUGGAGUCGCUCAAGGAUCAGUCAGCAAACAACUUGGGAAAAUUCAAGAACUUCGUUUGACAGUCCAUAGUGAAAGUGAAAAUUGGGCAAUUUUGUCUGAAAUUCAAAUUUUAGAAGAUGGAAGAAGAUGACCAUUGCUUGA